AUGAUAGAGGAGAGGGGGUGGAGGCGUGUCGGGGGCGGGCUGUGCGCUCCGGACUCCGGGAGCCCUAAAAAGUGAAGAACCGCACACUUCCACCCCCAGCUCCGGACGGGACUCCCACGCUGCUGCUGCUGUCUCCCCUCCAAACUUCUUCUCACAACUUUCCAUAACUCGUCACGUGCGCGAGGCUCCGCGCCCGGCUGAUGGACUUGGAUCCUGGAGCGCGUUUAGCGGCGCUUUAUUGGAACUGGUCACGCCUGUAGUUAGUGUGGAUUACUGAGUCACCGCGGGACCCUGGGCAGCUGUUUACUGGGGUUUCCAGCGCCUUUUCUGCAGAGGUCUGAGCCGAAAUGGGGAGCAAAGCCCUGCACGCUCCGAUCCCCCUGCACCCAGCCCUGCAGCUCACCAACUACUCCUUCUUGCAAGCCGUCAACACUUUCCCCGCCGACCAGCUGCAGGGGCUGUACGGCCUCAGCGCGGUGCAGACCAUGCACAUGAACCACUGGACGCUUGGCUAUCCGCACAUGCAAGGACUGAGGUCAACGAUCACGGCGGCCGCCCAGGGUCUGGUGGACCCCAGGAUCCCCUUCCCGGCGUUGCCUUUCACAGCCGCCGCGCAGCUCUUCCACCCGAAACAAGCCUCCGUGACGCACGGCAUGCCCUUGUUGCACAAGGACAGACCCAGGUUUGACUUUGCCAACCUGGCGCUCGCCGCCACUCAGGAGGACCCGCCAAAGGCUGCGGAUCUGGCGAAGCUGGCCUCGGGACUCGGGGGGACCAUCUCCGAGCUGAGCAAGCUGUCCCCGGACAGAAAGCCCACGCGGGGCAGGCUCCCGUCCAAAACCAAAAAGGAAUUUAUUUGCAAGUUUUGCGGGAGGCAUUUCACCAAGUCCUACAACCUCCUGAUUCACGAACGGACCCACACGGACGAGCGGCCCUACACCUGCGACAUCUGCCACAAGGCCUUCCGAAGACAGGACCACCUGAGAGACCACAGAUACAUCCACUCCAAGGAAAAACCCUUCAAAUGUCAAGAAUGUGGGAAAGGCUUCUGUCAGUCUCGAACUCUAGCCGUGCAUAAAACCUUACACAUGCAGGAGUCUCCCCACAAAUGCCCCACAUGCGGAAGAACCUUUAAUCAAAGAAGUAACCUGAAAACUCACCUUCUCACCCAUACAGACAUCAAGCCCUACAGCUGUGGCCGCUGCGGAAAGGUGUUUCGGCGCAACUGUGACCUGCGACGGCACAGUUUGACGCACAGCCCGCAUCAGGACCACUAGCCCGGACACUUACUAAAUAAAUCAGAGACACGGACAGUGGGACAAAUCAGUCUCCAAAAAGACUGCUUUCCUCAGGAGGACACGUUUACGUCAGGACAUUUUUACCGAGGGAUUAGUUUGCGCUGCAGCGAGGAGGAGGAGGAGGUCCAUCCUCAUCCUCACCUGUAAAUAUGAAGAUCAUGUACAAAAAGUUUUAUUAUGAUGGUCUGUGAUUUGGAAGGUGAUGAAUAUGGGGCGGGGAGAAUGUCAUAAGUUUAUGUUAAAUUGUAUUUUAGAAAUAAAUAUUUCCACGACACA
Molecule: messenger RNA, 1574 nt
Organism: Nothobranchius furzeri (turquoise killifish)
Lineage: Eukaryota; Metazoa; Chordata; Actinopteri; Cyprinodontiformes; Nothobranchiidae
Gene: osr2
Product: odd-skipped related transciption factor 2
Biological process (GO): regulation of transcription by RNA polymerase II; embryo development; urogenital system development
Cellular component (GO): nucleus
Molecular function (GO): RNA polymerase II transcription regulatory region sequence-specific DNA binding; DNA-binding transcription factor activity, RNA polymerase II-specific
Source: RefSeq, a predicted model, not a curated record